UUGUAUCAUAUCAAAUGAAGAACAUUUUACAUUACAUUAUAGUUAAUAGUGUUAAUACCUCAACAAAGGUCAAAAACACUUGGAUAUAUAUAUAAAAAAAAAAAAAAGUAUAGUUUAUAAGCGUGUAAAAUUAUUAUUAUAUAUAUAUAAUAUUGCACGUGCGUUGUUCUUUUUGAGGAAAAACGAGUGUUUUUGUGAAAUACAUUAAAGUUGGAUUUUUUUUUUGCCAAAUCCACAAAUAAUUAACUCACGACACGAUGAAGAGAUCGUCGUCGCAGCUCUCGCUAGCCAAACUCUCGGCCCUUCGCAUGUACUUCCAUCACUGGGCCCUCAAGUGGCAAUACGGAAACACGAGAGAAGAUGUGCCUAGGAAGCCCGACCUGCCGACCAUAAUCGUCCUGCUGCAGGCAGUGGGAUUCAAACUGCGGGAGUUGAAGAAGAAGGUCGAUCGCUCGGGAGCAGAGGAGCCGGCCGGUGGUGAGGAGCCCGCCGGGAGCGUCAAGAUCACCGUGGAGUGCGGCUCCUCGAGGAUGGCCGCCGUCCUGGACAUGAGCGAUGUGAGCUGCGCCUGCCAGGACAACGUCGACCCGAACACCGGCUCCUUCUGGAGCAUCACGGGAACCGGGCCCAUGGCAGACAGCAGCCACCAGAACCAAGUGGUGGAGGAGACGGGCAGCAGCCUCCUGCCCGACAUGUCCAAGGAGUCGAUGCAAGCGAUCCAGGACGUGCUCUACCGGGUGGUCAAGGUCAUCGACGCCAAGGGCGAGGUUGACACGAACGAGUUCAAGGUGGCCGCCGUGGGUGGAGCCGCUCGUCACAGGCGCCAGAGCAUCUCGACCCUCCAGAACCCCGACAACGACGCCAAAGGAGGUGGCCUCCUUCGAAGCAACACCGAUUUUUACAAGCAGCCCGGGGUUAACGAUACGAACCCGAGCGAGGCCCACGCAAGGAGGAGGAGACAGAGCAUGGGUGCCGAGUGCGCAAGGGAGGUGCAUCAGCCGAGGCUCCAGCGCCAGAGCACGUACGAGCUGCAGACCAGCGCAGGUGGCGAGGAGGUCGCGGAGGAGCCGAGGCCGCAGGUGAACCGCGUCUCGAACUCGCCCAUGCGACGGCUCGCCGAGGACUCGUUUGGCCAGGUGACGGUGCAGAGCAACGACGGGGACGCCGAUCUCGCCGACUGCGUGCUCAAGGCCCACGGGAUCCUGGGCAGCGCCGUCGAGCUCCUCAAGGACAAGAUACCCGCCAACUCGACCUUCGGCCAAGACGAGCUGUUCAACCGGACCAGGAGCAGUUGCUCGUUGACGGGCAACAACUGCAUCAGCCCUGCACCGUCGAGCAGUGACAGUUUCACCAGCGGCCGGGGUAUUCCGAGCAGCUCUUCGUCGGGGCUGGCGAGUAGUCUCUUGCCCAAAAAGCCGCAGCAGCGCUCGAUCCCCAGACCAACGGUACGUAUCCCGAGCACCGGAGUAUCGAGAGGACCGAGCUCCACUCCGGGCUUAUGGCCGCGCGCGUCCUUGGCUCAGCGGAGGACAGUUCCCGGCAAGACGAUGGCCCCACCGCUUCCGCCUCUCGGGAGACGCGUCAAGGAUCAUACGGAGGCCCCAGGGACCCCGGGAAUGGUCCAGGGUUCGAGGGCCACGGGUGCGAAGGUGCCGGUCGCCAGCAAACUUGCCCGGUUGGCCAGUCCGGUGCAGUUGGCGGACCGUGUGGGGCUUCCGCGGGAAAACAAGAGCCAAGUGGGCAACCCGCGGCUGGGACGUCGAACCUUGUCAGUGACCGCUGGCGCGUCCAGUGCGUCGAGCAACGGUGCGGGGCGGGCGUCGUUCAUCAAGCCACCGUCGGGUCGUUUCAACGGCAGCGGCGUCUCCUCGACCAGCAACGUGUCCAAGCCCGGUUUCGCGGCUUUGAGGAAAUAAAGUGUUUUCAUCGAGCGAGUUUUCAUGAGUUUUAUGGUAAUGAGAUAUAUUAUAUCUGUUUUACGCGGAAAGUCACGAAUAUGGUGUUUUUAGCAAGUACUAGUUGAUUUUUAGAAGAAUUUUAAUCGCUGGUUAUUGCGCAUCUGGGACAAUUUAAUGAUCCAUGUCUUGGUUUUUUUUUUUUUUUCUUUCAUUGUAACAUUUUAACAACAAUACGAUGCAGCGGCUUUUUUUCAUGUUGAUUUGUGGCUGAGGGAUAUUUUAUAUAAUCCUGUGUAUGUAUAAUAAAUCGAUGUCUUCUUUGGUCUGGUCACUGCGGACGAUCGUUCUGUUAUGAAUUUUUUUUUUUUUUUUUUUUUAUGAACAUAAUUUAUUGUAAAUAAACCUACUCAACUCUUUUUUCAACUCUGAUUAUUAUUGUAAAUUAUUAAGUUUGUCUCAAACUUUCAAAGGGUUUUUCUGGCAAUUAUGUAUGAGAGAUCCGUUGUCUUAAACGUUUCGGAUAAUAUAUAAUUAUGUGAUUGCAAUAUUCCAGAAAUAGAAUUUUUUUUCUCUCAGAGACCUCUACUGUAGGUAUAU
Molecule: messenger RNA, 2495 nt
Organism: Copidosoma floridanum
Lineage: Eukaryota; Metazoa; Arthropoda; Insecta; Hymenoptera; Encyrtidae
Source: RefSeq, a predicted model, not a curated record